Molecule: messenger RNA, 477 nt
Organism: Phragmites australis (common reed)
Lineage: Eukaryota; Viridiplantae; Streptophyta; Magnoliopsida; Poales; Poaceae
Product: zinc finger protein 4-like
Exons: 1
Coding region: 1-477 (158 amino acids)
Biological process (GO): negative regulation of abscisic acid-activated signaling pathway
Source: RefSeq, a predicted model, not a curated record
AUGGAGAAGCAGCCGGCCGACGACGACGUCAACCUCGACCUGCGCCUCAUCCACCCCACGGGGCCAGGCGGUGCGGGCAGGCACCACUACCUGCCGCCGGCCGUGGCCGACCCAGACCGCACCUUCUCGUGCACCUACUGCCGGCGCAAGUUCUACAGCUCGCAGGCGCUGGGCGGCCACCAGAACGCGCACAAGCUCGAGCGCAGCCUCGCCAAGCGCAGCCGCGAGCUCUCCGGCGCGGUGGCGGUCAGCGCGGCCAUCUCCUCCCACGCGGAGCCCCCGCCGCGGGCCUCCGAGCUCGGCAGCAGCUGGCACCCGGUGGCGCAGGGGCGAGGCGCAGGGGAUCAGGCCGCGGCGGCGGCUGUCGUGAGCUGGAUCGCCGACGGCGGAAGAAUGUACGCGUACCGCGCACACGCAGCUGCAGCCACGGCCGCGGCCGGCGACGCCGACGACAUCGACCUGUCGCUCAAGCUGUAA